CUUCCUUCAAACUCCAUUCCUCAUUCUCAAACUGAAAAUGAAGUUCCUUAUCUCCCAAUUCGUGGCGUUGUGCAUACUAUCGAGCGCAACAGCCCAAACCACCGAAACAUUGGCAUUCUCUCCAACGGAAUCUGUUGGUUGUGAGCCUCAUGGCGAUCACUGGCACUGUGACGGUCCCGCAUCAACAUCAGCCGGAACAGCACCUACAGCAACCAGUACUUAUGAUGACCACGAAGAGGACGCAACUGGCACGGUCACUAUCGAGCCCAGCCCAACUGAAUCCGUAGGUUGCGAGGCUCACGGCGACCACUGGCACUGUGAUGGCCCCGUUUCCACUACGGCUAUUGCGGUGACAGCCUCCACUACCAGCAGUGAUGACCAUGACCACAGUGGAGGAACUGGCAGUCUAGCGCCGAGUCCGACGGAAUCAGUUGGCUGCGAGUCGCACGGUGAUCAUUGGCACUGUGAUGGCCCUGUGUCAACGACUUCGGCUCUUGCGACUGCAACGACUGGAUUCGCUACUAGUACUUCAACGGCUGCAUCUACUGAUGCGGCGGUUUCCACGGCUGUUGCUGCCCGUGGUGGUGCCAAUGGGGCUGUGAUUCUGGGGGGAGUUUUGGCUGUGUUGGCUUUAGGAAUUUAG
Pseudomassariella vexata is the source of this 643-nucleotide messenger RNA. RefSeq lists its product as uncharacterized. The record is from RefSeq and is a predicted model, not a curated record. Lineage: Eukaryota; Fungi; Ascomycota; Sordariomycetes; Amphisphaeriales; Pseudomassariaceae. The transcript is spliced from 2 exons. Bases 38 to 643 code for a protein of 201 amino acids.